Cydia fagiglandana is the source of this 1097-nucleotide messenger RNA. It is a transcript of the gene Trf2, whose product is annotated as TATA box-binding protein-like 1. Gene Ontology annotation, molecular function: DNA binding; general transcription initiation factor activity. The transcript is spliced from 4 exons. The record is from RefSeq and is a predicted model, not a curated record. Lineage: Eukaryota; Metazoa; Arthropoda; Insecta; Lepidoptera; Tortricidae. The coding region runs from base 276 to 1097 and encodes 273 amino acids. Gene Ontology annotation, biological process: DNA-templated transcription initiation.
UUCGUUCACUUGUCUUGAAUGGAACAUGGCGGUGCUAGGCAGGAUGUGCAUAAGUUUUUAAUUUUGCAUUUAUUAUAAAAUCGAAGAUUUUUAACUAUUGUUUAUUAGAUGGUGAUUUUUUGUGAGCCGAAGUUGUUGUUAUUGUGCAAGGACAUCUUAUAACCAGCUCACUUUUAGGCUACCUUGACUUUUUGCAAUGAAAUUUGUUACUUCGCUGCUGGUGUAAAAAUAAUUGUGACAAAUAUAACACAUUAUCUCAGCAAGCUGUGGGUGCCAUGGCUACGCUGAUCCAAGAGAAUGGCAUCAGCAUCAGCAAUCACAUUGUGCCUGACCACGAGUACUGCGAGCCGGCGCGGGAGCCCGAGCCGCAGGCCGUGGCGCCGCCGGCGGCGCUCGACGCCGCCGCGCCGCCCGACGACGAGGAGACCCCCGAAAUAGACAUCAUGAUAAACAAUGUUGUGUGUAGUUUUAGUGUUAAGUGCCACUUGAACCUGAGACAAAUAGCUUUGAACGGUGUAAACGUGGAGUUCCGCCGCGAGAACGGGAUGGUGACGAUGAAGCUGCGGCGGCCGUACACGACGGCGUCCAUCUGGUCGUCGGGGCGCGUGACGUGCACGGGCGCCACCAGCGAGGAGCAGGCCAAGGUCGCGGCGCGCCGCUACGCGCGCGCACUGCAGAAGCUCGGCUUCCAAGUGCGCUUCCAGAACUUUCGCGUAGUCAAUGUAUUAGGAACCUGUCGAAUGCCCUUCGGAAUAAGGAUUACGGCAUUCUCCAACAAAUAUAGGGAGGCAGACUACGAACCAGAGCUUCACCCUGGUGUCACAUAUAAACUAUAUAAUCCUAAAGCCACAUUAAAAAUAUUCUCUACGGGAGGUGUCACAAUAACAGCUCGCAGCGUGGGCGACGUACAGUCGGCCGUGGAGCGCAUCUUCCCGCUGGUGUACGAGUUCCGCAAGAUGCGCACGCCCGAGGACGAGGAGCAGCUGCGCGCGCGGCGCGGUGGUGGCGGGGCAGGCGGGGUCGGGCCGCGCGCGCCGACGGCGCCGGACCCGGCGGCGGCGCGCGCGGCCGGCGCCGACGCCGACGCCUGGGAAUGA